Molecule: messenger RNA, 1564 nt
Organism: Dendrobium catenatum
Lineage: Eukaryota; Viridiplantae; Streptophyta; Magnoliopsida; Asparagales; Orchidaceae
Exons: 2
Coding region: 608-1126 (172 amino acids)
Source: RefSeq, a predicted model, not a curated record
UAUAAUCUCGAGAUCUUCAAUCUGUUCCUCUAAUCUUUUCUCUUCUCGGUAUCUGGACGCACUCUUUUCUUAUUCUUCCAAUCUCGUUGAGGCGAGUUUGUUGGAGUAAAAGAUGCGGGAUCCAUCGCCGCGAUGACCGGAUUCCGCAAGAAAAUUUUAAGCGGUUUUUUUCAUUGCUUUCGUUGGGUUUUCUCGAGUAGGACUAGCAAUCUUUUUUCUUUUCUGUUUGGGAUUCUUAGGAGCAAUCCUUGUGUACGACGCACCAUUUUAGGUUUCUGUGGGAAUUAGAUUUUUGGAGAUUUCUUAUUCAAAGUUUGAAUCAAUCGCUGAAGGCCCUUAUUCAGUAAGAAAAUUAGAAAUAAAGGUUUUUAUAAUCUGUUAGUUCACUUGGUCUUAUUUCUUAUCUUUAUUCACUGCAGAUAUUGUUCUUUUGAUAAAAAUUGAUUUUUUGUAAUUGAUUGGGGUUUUUGGCAAAUCAACUAGCUAUUCUCUUUUAUUAAUUAGUAGAUUAUUUUUUUCUUAAUUCUUCUUUGCGCUUUCUCGUUUCGCUUUCUCGUUUCAUCGAUCUUCGAUCGUCAGAUCGCAACAAGGGGGCGGGGUUUGUCAAAUGGCUGUAACGUUCACUCAUAUUUCUUAUUGGUUAUGGGGAACAAAGGACGGCCAUGAAAGCACUAAUUCAUCUCUGAAUUUGUCCUCUGAUUUACCUUCGGGAUUCAGAGAGCUAGAUUCCGUCAAGUUUCCAUCUGUAAAAGGGACUAAGAUGAAAUCUUCCUCCAGAAGAAUUAAGAAGAAAUGGCAGAGCAGGGAGGAGAGGAGGGUGAGGAUUGAUAGGGAGUUUGAUGUGGUUAUUGUGUCCUCUGAUGGAGGCUGCCUCUCAGGUUCUGAAUCAGAUGAUUCAGAUUGGUCUAUUGGUUGGAUUGAACCUCAUGCACCGGAAUUCCAGAGCAAAGAGGGGGAGACUGAUAGCAGCUUUGCUGUUCUUGUGCCUUGCUAUGGACGUGGCCGAUGCGAGAAGAAAGACCGAAUGAAGAGUCGUGCUUUCGGUUCUGUCACUCAACACUUUGGAUUUUCAUCUGAGGGCACUGACUCCAUUGAAAGAUGGCUUUCGUCCCUUCACGACAUGUGAUGUCCUGAAUUGAUCUUAGGCUUCACUUUGUCAUGAUUCAAUUUGUACCAUUCAAAAAAAAAAAAAAAAAUUAAGAAAAGCAAAAUAAAAAUUGAAGUGCGGUGAGUCAAAGCAUUUGCUGCAAGAAACCGAACGCAUAGUCAAGUGAAGCAGAAGCUCUAUAUCCCUUGGGAAGGUAUUGUUUAUUUUGCAGGGUUACAAAUUAAUUUUGCUUGGAAUGGAUUCAAGUAUCAUUUGCUUCAUCUAAAUCUUUGUUUUUUAUUUGAUGUGAUUCUACGUGAGAAUAUUUCUUACUGAAACUUGCACAUAACCUAUAUGAUAAUAUAGAUAAUUCUUGUGUAGUUAUCAUUGUACGUAUGGAAGAAUCAUCUGUCCAAAUUUUGUUGUAAAAUUCUAUGUUUGGAAGGCUAGAGUAAAAGAAUUUCUAUUCUUGUUGAA